GGGAACUGGGAAGUAGGAAGUUAGAAGACAACGCUGAAACAGAGAAACCCUAAUCGCCAUGGACACCAUCAGCGACUUGCCGGAUUGUAUACUGUUACACAUCCUCUCCUUCCUCCCUACCAAAACCGUCUUCCUCACCACCGUCCUCUCUCGCCGCUGGACCCACCUCUGCCACCACCUCCAACACCUCCACUUCGACCAAAACCAAUUUCGAAACCGCAAUACUUGGUCAGAUUUCAGUGCAAAAAAGCGAUUUCUCGACAUUGUUAAUUGGAUUCUCUCCCGCCACAAAGCGCCGCCAAUUCGAACCUUUCGUCUCACCUGUGACCUAAAUCAAUCCGAUGAAUACACUGUGGAGUGGUUCAUUAGAAAGGUUUUAGGGCCAAACCUCGAGGAAUUGAACCUCCAACUCUCCUCCAACUGUUGCUCCGAUCCCAAAGUCGCUAUUCCCAACGGCGUUUUCAGCUGCACUUCCCUCGUGACUCUCCGUUUAAACGGAUGCCACGUAAGAAUCCCUCCGCCUUCUGCCCCGUCGUGCCGUUAUCACUUGCCAUCGCUCAAGACACUGCAAUUGUAUUAUGUCAAAAUCUCUGAUGGUAACUUGGAGGAGAUUCUCUCUCACUGCACUGCUCUUGAGACUCUUAUUCUUGGCCAUGUCCGUCAAUCCUUCGUGAAGGUCCAAUUGAGUAUUUGUUUUCCUUCUUUGAAGAGUUUGCACUUCAAAUCUUUUUAUGGUGACGCUCUUAGAUUGCUUGUUAUAGACACACCAUCUCUUAAACGUCUUGAUAUCCAAUUUGUGUCGUGGUUUCACGAGAUCCGUGUUCGCAACUUGCACAAUGUGGAUGAAGCCAGUAUCAACAUUGCUCAGCAAUCCAUUGUGCUCGAGUUUCUUGUGGAGCUUUGCAGGAUAAGGAUUUUGGAACUGGGUUUUUUAACGGUUGAUUUUUUGCCUGAGGUUCCUCCGCAUCGUAUUCCAGAGUUUACCUGUUUACAUACGCUAGAGCUUACUGUUAGGUGUUUUGACACCAGAUACAUAAUGAAUAUGCUUCAGAAAUGUCCCAUUCUUAAACUUCUUGCUAUUGUUUUUAUCAUUACUAAUCAUAAAAUGGUAUUUCAUGUUCUCAUGUUCAAGCUAUGAUUUAUGUAAGUUUGUUGUUUUGCUGGCAAUUCUUUUAAGUGUGUUUGUUGUUUGUUGCUAGGAUCCAGAUCAGUCACCAAAAUGGGAACACCCAGUGAAGGUUCCUACUUGUCUUGCAUCACAUCUGCAAGUGAUUGAAAUCAAGAGAUAUUUUGAAUGCAGAGAUGAUAGAGAUUUUUUCGCCUAUGUUCUUCAACAUGGACUUGUUUUGGAGUCACUUGAUAUUCAGGUGGAUAAUACGAGAUCUAAAGGAUUUCCAGAAGAAUUAUCCCUUUUGCCAAGGAGCUCCAAGGCGUGCCAAAUUAACUUUUGCGAUGUGUACGUAUAAUGGUGGAUGAUACGAGUCAGAUACAGUAUCCUACUAAUUAUGGCUGAAUUUUUCAUAUCUGAAACAAGUUGUACUAGUUUGAGUAGAUUCCCCCGACUGAUAAAGGAAACUUAAAUUUUGAUGAUUUUUUCUUUUUAUAUUUCAACACAGAUGUCUCUUCAGAUA
Arachis ipaensis is the source of this 1631-nucleotide messenger RNA. Lineage: Eukaryota; Viridiplantae; Streptophyta; Magnoliopsida; Fabales; Fabaceae. The record is from RefSeq and is a predicted model, not a curated record.